UCAACCUCCCAAGACCCUUCUCACGGCUCGCCUACUGUCCUUCUCGCAAAAUGCCUUCCAUCACCACCAACCAGUGGCUCGAAGCCGCCUCCCAGCGUCGCAGUGUCCGAGCCCUGGGGGGAACCUCCAAGGUCUCAGAUGAACGAGUUGGUGAGAUUGUCGCCAAAGUCCUUUCCUUUGCUCCUUCGGCCUACAACACCCAGCCCGUCCGCAUCUCGCUUGCCUUUGGGGAGAAGCACAAGGAGCUCUGGAGCAUUAUCCUCAAGGAGGCUGAGCCGAUCCUCAAGUCCAUCAAUCCCGGUCUCUGGCAGAAGCUGGGCCCGGUUUUCGAAGGUCAUAAAGCUGCAUAUGGAUCCGUACUCUUCUGGGAGCGCGGCGACACUGCGAAAGAGGCUGCCGAGACGCACAAGGCAACCGGACACAUGUUUGGCGAGUGGGGAGAGCAUGCUCAGGGCAUCCACCAGAUCCUUGUCUGGACUGCCUUGGACAUGGAGGGAGUCGGGGCCAAUCUGCAGCAUAUGAACGCCAUUCCCCCCGUCGAGGCUGCCAUCAAGAAGUUUGCAGGCGUCCCUGGAGACUACAAACUCAAGGCCCACUUGAACUAUGGCGAUGAGCAGGCUCCUCGUCCGGAGAGCCCGCCGAGGCUGCCAAUUGCUGAAACGCUGACGAUUCUGUGAUAUGGCAUGAUCUUAUGGGUAGAGAUAUAUUUGGUUCUUAGGAUUUCCCAGAGCAGAGGGAUAGUUUUCAGAACAAAAUAAAUAGCUUAGAUAUUCUAGAGAGAAUCAAUAUCAAUGGU
Messenger RNA from Aspergillus versicolor CBS 583.65, 796 nucleotides. RefSeq names its product nitroreductase family protein. The record is from RefSeq and is a predicted model, not a curated record. The transcript is spliced from 2 exons. Gene Ontology annotation, biological process: cellular response to oxidative stress. The coding region runs from base 51 to 677 and encodes 208 amino acids. NCBI's taxonomy places the organism in Eukaryota, Fungi, Ascomycota, Eurotiomycetes, Eurotiales, Aspergillaceae.